This is a messenger RNA of Recurvomyces mirabilis, 624 nucleotides long. RefSeq lists its product as uncharacterized. Lineage: Eukaryota; Fungi; Ascomycota; Dothideomycetes; Mycosphaerellales; Teratosphaeriaceae. The transcript has 2 exons. The record is from RefSeq and is a predicted model, not a curated record. Bases 1 to 624 code for a protein of 207 amino acids.
AUGAACAUCAGCGACUACAAACCCGAACAAGAAGAGCUCGAGCAGCUCACUCCACAGAAGCGUCGAAAAGCGAAGCCUCAGAAGAACACGACGAAGGGCGACAAAACGCCUCAAAAGUGUAAAGGCCGCCCUGAGAUUGGCAACAACACGCUCUCGAUCCGUCUGGAGUGUAGUGAGAAGUUCCGUGAGCUUCGCUUCAUCCACGGCAAGGAUGAAGGCAGUAUCCGUGUCCUACAGCAACUCGACAUUGUGCAAAAUCAACACAGAUGGCACAUCUUCGUCAUCUGCUUUAGUCGUCUGGACGCCUCUUGCCCUAUCGAGCAUGCUGAUCCAUACCGUAUCGCUCUCUGUGGGCACCCGCGUAGAUGGAAGAGAAGUAAACCCAACCAGCACAACGAAAAGUUCAUUGCUAGAUCAUCUACUGAAUUGACCCGUAGCAUGGACACCCGUCUCGUGGACUUCACCAGAUUUCCUGGCAACCCCAGCACGAAGCGCAGCAAGAGGGGCAAUAUCGCGAUCAAGAAGUGGUCGAAUGGCGAGGAUGUUCAGAAGUGGAUCGAGAUCUUUCAGGUUGAUACUGUCAUCUUUCAGGACGAUGAGGAGCCUCUUGAUUUCUGCAUUUGA